Molecule: messenger RNA, 405 nt
Organism: Aplysia californica (California sea hare)
Lineage: Eukaryota; Metazoa; Mollusca; Gastropoda; Aplysiida; Aplysiidae
Product: arrestin domain-containing protein 3
Exons: 4
Coding region: 1-405 (134 amino acids)
Biological process (GO): protein transport
Cellular component (GO): cytoplasm
Source: RefSeq, a predicted model, not a curated record
AUGGGGAAGCUUAGCAUUUUCAAGAUUGUCUUCAGCCGGAACAAGGAGAAAUAUCAACCCGGUGAUGUCGUGGAAGGACAUGUUGCAAUAGAGAUCAAAGAUGGCAUCAAGGUUAAAGGUAUCUAUCUUGAAUGUGUGGGCGAGGCCUCCGUGGGCUGGAGCGAAAGUCAACCCACCUCGUCUGAUAAAAACAGACGGAACCACAUACGUUAUUACAAAGCGAACGAAACGUACUUCCGAUAUGAGCGGGAACUCAUGAAGAGAGCGACAGAGCGGCGGGGCAGUAUCAGCGUCCAAGAAGGAAGCUACAUGUACCCCUUCAACUUCCGACUGCCCCAGCACAUCCCGUCUUCGUUUGAAGGUUCCCUCGGACAUGUACGCUACUGGGACAAGCAUUUGAUUUAA